Lachancea thermotolerans CBS 6340 is the source of this 891-nucleotide messenger RNA. It is a transcript of the gene MET8, whose product is annotated as bifunctional precorrin-2 dehydrogenase/sirohydrochlorin ferrochelatase MET8. The record is from RefSeq and is a predicted model, not a curated record. Gene Ontology annotation, molecular function: protoporphyrin ferrochelatase activity; precorrin-2 dehydrogenase activity. The transcript has a single exon. Lineage: Eukaryota; Fungi; Ascomycota; Saccharomycetes; Saccharomycetales; Saccharomycetaceae. Bases 1 to 891 code for a protein of 296 amino acids. Gene Ontology annotation, biological process: siroheme biosynthetic process.
AUGCUUUCCCUGCAACUCGCACAUCAGCUUUCCGGCAAACACAUCCUCCUUGUGGGGGCUGGCGAGGUCGCCAUGACACGAAUCCCGAAGCUCCUUCCCACAGGUUGUAAGCUUACAGUAAUAGCGCCCGAGAUACAUGGCGAUAUGUGGAAGCACUUUGAUGUGCCUGAGGAUAAUGACACAGUAGAGCAUACCGAUGAGCAUUGGAGCCCUGAAAAAAACAAGAUCUUUCAGAUAUUUCGGCGCGGAUUCAGAAAUACAGACAUUGUGCUCCACGGGAAUGGCUUGACAGACAAUGCUGACGCGCAGUCCUUUUUGAACGGGGAGCUGGAUCCAAUUGAAAGUUACGAUCACAAUAAAGCAAGUGGAUGGCACAUGAUUAUGACGUGCAUACCGGACCCAGUACUAAGCGAGAAAAUCUACCGCGGUGCGAAAUUGGUUCUUGGGCAGCACGUCCUGUGCAAUGUGGCGGACAACCCGCCACUGUGUGACUUCUACUUUGGCAGUAAUGUGACUCUGGGGAAAGGCGGUAAACCCAUUCAGAUUAUGCUUUCCUCCAACGGUAACUCCCCGCGAUUCACAGCUUUGUUGAAAAACGAAAUUGAGCGCCAGUUUGGGGACCUGCCUAUUGGCGAGAGCGUAGCGAAACUCGGGCAGCUUCGUGCGCGUAUCCGGAAAAUAUCCGAAGAGCGCUGUCCUGCAUCACUGAGCAAGCCAGAACUUAUCAAAUACAGAAUGGAGUGGAUACGCAACUGCACUGACGCUUUCGGAGUGUCUCACUGCCAUGAGAUUAACGUGGACAAAACCGUAACAUUGUUCGAAGAUAUGUUCGCAAGCAUGAGCUUAGAGCAGCCUGACAAUGAAAAGUACAUGAAAGAGUACCUCGAAUGA